CAUCGUAUGUCCGGGAAGGACAAGGAUGAGCGAACGGCGAUGUGGGAGGAAGAUGCACGGAGAGAGGGGUUGGUCGACCCUGAGGGAACGAAGAGGGAAGCGGAGGUGGGAGAAGGAGGCAAAACAGGUGGAAUAGGAUAACCGAAACGCACCGGUCCCCCGCGAGAGCGACGAGGACGCAGCCGGAAAGACAAAGAGGUGGGAGGAGACGAAACGCGAGGGAGAGCGAUAAGGACACAAAGAAGGGACGGAAAAGAGAGGGGUUGCUCGCCCCUGCGCGUUAUCAGGAGCCGCCCCUCCCAGUCGCCCCUAUAACCACCCCGACUUUAUAUACCCCCUUGGUGUAUCCGAAGAGUACUCGCAUCCGUGUGCGCGGUGGUGAAAACCCACACAAGCUAGGAAGCAGCGUCCCUAGGCGCAGCCGGGCACGAAGCGACGUCGCAUGGCGUCGGCGUCGGCGUCGGCGUCGCUAGCUCGACCAGACUCUUCUCUCUCUCUGGACGUUGUCGGCCAACGUCACCGGAAGAUCCCUCUUUUCUGCGGUCUUUGCUGCGUUUCUCCGAGGAACAACGAACCUUUCGAACGUGGAAAGAGGGACACGUACACAGAGGGAGGGGGGCAGCCGAAGAAGGGGAGCGAGAGAGAGGGAACAAGCUCAGGAGUCUGCAAGGGAGAAGAACUUUCGUUAUCGCGGCGCGAGUGACGCGCUGCCCUCGGAGCGUCGCGACGCCGCCAGACGCCCCGACAGUCGUCCGUCAGACGCGCCACGGUUGUCUCCAAACUGACCGGUUUUUCGAGCCGCCUGCACUUCGCGCUCGUCCUUCGAAGGAUCCGCGUACGCAUCCUUCCGAGAGAGGAGCAUUCUUUUCCUCGCGUCUAACCCCGCGCCAUUUCUGUUUUUCCACGCCAGGGCCUUCUCGACUUCCAUCGACGCCGACCAGACAGACGCCUCUGUUCCUUCUUUCUGCAUUCUUCGCCGACUCGAUUUCCUCCUUUCCCCGUUGCCAGUGGCCGUCUCUCUUCGGCACGCUGGCUCGUGGCCACGAGUGUCCCUCGCGCCUCGUCCGCACCGUGAACGUCACUCGUCGCACGUAGACCGAGCCGAGCUGUCAUCCUUCGAGAUCCUCUCUUCGCCACUUUGUGAAUGACAUCGUGCGUUUUCGUUACCGGAUUUCGAGUGGACUACCGCCACCGUCCCCUGGAACAGCGGAUCGAUCGGACGGCUGUUUCGAAAAUCCGCGACAGCCGAGUAAAGAAGGGGUGGAACGAGCCUUCGGAGAAAAGGGACACAGGAACGCCGUGCGAGGAUUCGGUGGACGAAUAUCGACCGAGCGGACACGUGAACGCAGAGGGGAACGGAUUCCCUGCGGCAGGCAACCGGAUAGACGUGGCGGCACGUCGGGUGUCCAGCUGUCGUGCUUUCAGGUCCCCGAUCGACGCCGCUUGUUCGCGGAAUAUCGGAAAAUGUCAGCUUACCGUCCAAAAAGACACGCACGACGCCAUCAUUAUCGCUGACUGGAAAGAGCUCUUACCUGCUAUCGUCGCGAAACGACCCGACUCGUCGACAGACGCUCCGAUCUUCUAAAAUAUGGGACUAUCAUGGUGUGCGCGUCGA
Messenger RNA from Megachile rotundata (alfalfa leafcutting bee), 1615 nucleotides. RefSeq lists its product as uncharacterized. NCBI's taxonomy places the organism in Eukaryota, Metazoa, Arthropoda, Insecta, Hymenoptera, Megachilidae. The record is from RefSeq and is a predicted model, not a curated record.